UAUCUCCCCUAGAUUUAAAUACACCAUUUUAUGUUAGAUGUCAAAUUUUCUGUAGAAAUCCAGAAGCUAAAUUCUACAUCAAUGGCAAUGACAUAAACAUCAUCUUGAUAAAACCACAAAGGUGGUGUACAUGUAAGGUUGGAUUGGUACCUUGCUUUCCUUAACACUCUAAAAAAAGUAAUAAAUAGACAAAGACAAUAUAAGAAAUAUUUUUUUGGUACCGGGUAUAUAUCCAUUUAUAUAAGCAAGUUUGUUGCAUGUAAAAUUAGUACAGAUUGUUUGCAAAGAAUCAAAACUGUACUAAUUGAAGCUUCAUCAUGAGUUUAAUGAAUAAGGUUGCCUUCUACCCAACUCUCUUUUACAAUGUGGUGAUGGCCCAGGUGACUGGCAGGAACUGGUAUGAUAGAAUAGAUGAGACUGUUUUACUUGGAGCACUACCAUUCAGAGGAAUGACAAAAUGGUUAGUAGGAGAAGAGAAUGUUAAAGGGGUGAUAACACUGAAUGAGGAUUGGGAACUGGAGCAGUUUUGUAAUACCACUGAGGAAUGGGAGAAGGCUGGUGUAAAGCAGUUGAAGAUACCUACUGUAGAUUUUACUGCCAGUCCAAGUCAGGAAAAUAUUAGAAAGGCUGUUGCAUUUAUUGAGGAUUAUCAUAACAAAGAUUUAGGCAGCGUGUAUGUUCACUGUAAGGCUGGACGAACCCGUAGUGCAACCAUUGUAGCGUGCUAUCUAGUCAAAAUCCAUGGAUGGUCACCAGACAAGGCAGUGGAAUUUAUCCAGGAGAAAAGACCUCAUAUAUGGUUACGUGACAAACAACUUGAUUCCAUUAAUGUAUUUUCGAAGAUGUGCAAUAAUAAUAUAAUAACCCACCAUCGGGUGCUUAACUUAUGUGUA
Messenger RNA from Ruditapes philippinarum (Manila clam), 893 nucleotides. RefSeq names its product phosphatidylglycerophosphatase and protein-tyrosine phosphatase 1-like. Gene Ontology annotation, biological process: protein dephosphorylation. The record is from RefSeq and is a predicted model, not a curated record. Lineage: Eukaryota; Metazoa; Mollusca; Bivalvia; Venerida; Veneridae. Gene Ontology annotation, molecular function: protein tyrosine/serine/threonine phosphatase activity; phosphatidylglycerophosphatase activity; phosphatidylinositol-4,5-bisphosphate 5-phosphatase activity.